This is a messenger RNA of Thalassophryne amazonica, 1339 nucleotides long. RefSeq names its product cilia- and flagella-associated protein 251-like. The transcript has 6 exons. The record is from RefSeq and is a predicted model, not a curated record. Bases 408 to 1307 code for a protein of 299 amino acids. Lineage: Eukaryota; Metazoa; Chordata; Actinopteri; Batrachoidiformes; Batrachoididae.
CGGGUCACCUGACUCGGCUCCACCUCGCGCGGCGGCUGCGUGAAGAAGAUCCCGUUUCUACCGUUUCAAGGUUAUCCGCUGCGGGAGCCGCGCUUCGAGGAUCCUAUGGGAUUUCUGGUAAUCGCAGGUUUUCUUUGGACUGUGGUCGGAGUGGGAUGCUGGCCGAUGACCUCGCCCCUCACUAAUGCAAAGGUUGAAUGUGUGAUUCGGGAGACGCUGAAUGGAGAUGGAUCACAGCAUGAGUGUGACCCCCAGCUGGCAGAGGAACUUGAUGAAGUCCAAAGACAUCAGGGUCUGCUCAGGGAGCUGCAGAAGCUGGCCGAUGAUGGAGGGAGUACGAGAAGGGCGGGUAUCGCUAUAGUCUGGCUGAUGAUGAGAGCGACUUUGAUGAAGGGGACGUGGCCGCAAUGACGGACAAACCUAACAACAAGGAGACGAUAAUAGAGGAGCCACGACUUGAGGACAGAGAGAGCGCAGAUGAAGAGGAGAGAGCGAAGGAGCUGGAGGAGCUUCUGGACGAAGAAAUCACCAAGAAUGGAAAAGAGGAGAGAAGUGAUGACAACCUCAAAGAACUUCUAAAAGAGCUGAAGAAGAAACGCUAUGAGGCGGUGAAGGAGAGGCAGACCCAGAAGGAGUUUGGAAAGGAACAGACAGAGGACAAGAAGGAAAAGGAUGACAAAAAGGAGGAAACAAAGGAAGAGGGAGAAAGGACAGAGGAUGUGGAGAUGCAGCAGUCGGAGGAAAGGAGGAAGAAUGAAGUGGAGUUGAUGGUGGAGAAGGAGAAGGUGGAGAGGGAGCUGCAGCAGCUGCUUCAAGAGGAGCAGAGCAAGCCGGAGCAGGAGCGAGAGAGGAAGGAGAAGCAAGAGGAACUGGAGGAACUCGAGAGGAAGAUGAAACGAGUGCAGCAGGAGGAGGAGGUGGUGAAGGUGCAGAGAAGGAGGAAAGACGACAGCACGGAGGAGGGAGCAGGCGAUAAGCGUAAUGAGAAGAAAGACAGCGACGGAAAAAAGGAGGACGAGGUGGAGAAGGAGCAAGAAGCAGAAGUGAAGGAGCCGCAGCAGAAGAGAAUGAUGGAGAAAGCGAGUGACGAGGCCACGCGGCAGUUUGAGCGGGAGCGGUACAAGAACAAGGAAGAGGAAGAUCACCAGAACGAGGAAGAUGAUGAUGAAUAUAUCAGGGAGGAUGAAGAGGAGGAGGAGGACAAUGACGAGGGUGACGCUGGAGAAGAUGAAGGAGAAGAGCUGCUGGAAAUUGAGGCGGAGCUCCGUAAAGUCGCCGCAGAGCUUAGGGAGCUUCGCAGAGGAUAAGCCACGCCCACAACACAAGGUCCACGAAAAAA